AGAAAACAUUUGGACACAUUUAUUCACCAUUGUUUAUUUUACGAAUUUGUAAAUAACAAUGGUGAUGGAAGAACAAGAAUCUGAUAUGGAAUUAGACUCAGAAAGGGUUCCUGUACCACAAGUGCAAAAAGCAGUACAAGAAUCACAUUUAGAGACAGUUAAUAAUAUAACAAACAUUUCACGAAGCAAACCCAGACUUAGAAAAAAGGCUUUACAUGCUGCUAUACUUAAACAAAUGGAAUUUUACUUCAGUGAUGCAAAUCUAAACAAAGACAGGUUCUUAAGUAAUUUGCUUAAGGAAGAUCCAUAUGUUGAUCUUAAUGUUUUUACAAGUUUUAAUAAAAUAAAGGACCUAACUACUGAUGUAAACAGAAUAGCUAAAGCUCUAGAGGCAUCUACAAUGUUAUCAUUAUCUGAAGAUGGAUUGAAGGUUCGUCGUAUAACACGAAUGGUACCAAAAGAAAAUAUAGAAGACUGUACAGUUUAUGUUCAAAAUUUGCCUCCAGAUACAGAUCAUGAGACAUUGAGUUCAAUAUUCUCUGAAUAUAGUCAGGUUGUAUAUAUUUCCAUUCCACGAUUUCAAAACAAUAAAAAACUAAAAGGUUUUGGAUUUGUAGAAUUUGCUACACCUGAAGGUGCUAAAAAGUGUCUAAAGGCAUUCCAGAAAAAAGGCUGUGUUUUACCUUCAUAUACAGCUCCUGAUGAACUGUUAAGUAUUGCUACAUUUAAUGAUGCAGAGAAAGAUAUAACAUUAAAAGGGAAACAAGUAAUAGCAAAUGAAGAGAACAACUAUAAUGAAGAUACUGCUGGGUAUGAAGACUCAGAAAAUGUUGAAAUUAAUAAAAAUAAUGAAAAGAACGAGGAAUAUGUAAAUACUGAUAAUACUUCAGAAAAUCAUGAGAAUAAAAAUAAAAAGAAAAUAAAGAAGAGAAAGCAUAAAGAUACAGAAUCUUCAGAAACUGGUGAAAUGGAAAAACCAAUGGAUAGUGAAUUAAUAAAAAAUAAAAAGCAAAAGUUUAAACACUCUGAUGAUGUAUAUAAUGCGGGAGCAAACUCAAGUGAUGAAAAACAAACUGAUAUUUCCUUAGAAAGUGCAUCAAAGAAAUCAAAUAAAUGUAAAAAAAGUGUAUCUAUAAAUGAGGAACAAGUAGCAAAAGACUAUGACAAAAAUGACCAAAUGGUAACUGAUAAUAGUGCAAUACUAACUACUGAAGAACAAGAAAAUACCAAUGAAAAGAAGAAGAAAAGGAAAAACCGGAAGAAGCGAAGUAAAAUGGAGGAUUUCAGUUACUGCAUGGGGCUUCAAGUGAUGGCUAAAAAAGACUGGAAAUAUCUUAGAAAUAAAUACUUGGAAUUACAGAGAAGUAAAAUGAAGCAACUUAAACAACAUUUGAGGAAAACAAGAUGGAAUCAGUGGUCAAAUUACGAGAAAAAUAAACCAGAAAAAGAAGAAAACGACGAGAAGGAUAAUCCGACUACGUGUCGCUUUUCAUUUACUCCAGGAGUUAUAGUUAAAAUUGAAAUGGAUAAACCAUGUACAGAUCCAAAAGGUUUUAAGAUUGAAUUAAAAGCCAAUAGUUUUGUAAAAUAUAUAGAUGUUGAAGAUGGUUCGUGCCUUGCGUAUAUAAGAUGUGACACAAACGAAAAUGCACAAACGUUUACGCAAAAACCCAAUGAAGAAAGGCACAUGACAAUAUUAGAAGGUGAAGAAGAAAAAAUGUAUUGGAAUAAAAUCUUACAUGAUAGAGAGGAAAAAUUAAGUAAAAGGGUUAAAGUAAAACAAAGGGGGAGGAAUAAAUUGCUAAAAAAAGCAGAAAAGGAACUCGGGAAGCAUAUUAAAUUUGAUGAAGUGUAA
Habropoda laboriosa is the source of this 1855-nucleotide messenger RNA. It is a transcript of the gene Larp7, whose product is annotated as la-related protein 7. Gene Ontology annotation, cellular component: nucleus. Gene Ontology annotation, biological process: RNA processing. The record is from RefSeq and is a predicted model, not a curated record. NCBI's taxonomy places the organism in Eukaryota, Metazoa, Arthropoda, Insecta, Hymenoptera, Apidae. The transcript has 5 exons. The coding region runs from base 59 to 1855 and encodes 598 amino acids. Gene Ontology annotation, molecular function: mRNA binding.